AUGGCAAAACUGAGUGGGUUAUCGACUACGUGCUUCGGCCUGAUGUUCGUAUGGCCUUCAUACACCCUGCCCAUGCUGGCUUCGAACAACACCAUCCUAUCAGCUCCUCUGACGGCUGGCAACGAAGCCAUGCUGGGCAGUCUACCCUCUCUAGGAGGGAUCAUAGGGACAAUGCUCGUGGGUACACUGAUCGACAGUAUGGGAAGGAAAUGGUCUUCUAUCACAGGAUCUGUGAUUAUGAUGAUAUCAUGGUGCAUAGUAGCGUUUACAAAUUCCAUAACUGUAGUGUUGGUCGCGAGGUUUCUGGGAGGGGUUUCGUGUGGCUUGGCGCUGGUCAUCACCCCUAUUUACAUCUCUGAGAUCGCUGAAGACAGAGUACGGGGUAUCUUAUCUUCAGUCAUGGUCCUGCUUUACAGUUUAGGACUGCUCAUAUCCUACUUCAUCGGCUGGUACUUCAGCUAUCAAGCCAUCGCGUGGAUCAACUUCGCGUUCUCGGCUGCCCGGGGGCUCAUGCUCCUUUUCGUCCCUGAGAGUCCAGUCUACUUGUUAAAGAAAAGAAGGGUUGAGGUAAGCAGAGGGUCUAAAAAGUAA
Messenger RNA from Ostrinia furnacalis (Asian corn borer), 591 nucleotides. Its product is annotated as facilitated trehalose transporter Tret1-like. Gene Ontology annotation, biological process: transmembrane transport. Bases 1 to 591 code for a protein of 196 amino acids. Gene Ontology annotation, molecular function: transmembrane transporter activity. Gene Ontology annotation, cellular component: membrane. The record is from RefSeq and is a predicted model, not a curated record. The transcript has 4 exons. Lineage: Eukaryota; Metazoa; Arthropoda; Insecta; Lepidoptera; Crambidae.